AUGCUCACGUACGAGGGUGGCGCCUGGACGACGUCCGUGAAGCCCUGCCCCUCCAUGCUGGGCAUCGUGAUCCUGGGCGCCGCGCUGCGCUGCGCUCGCUGCGGCCGGGCGGCGGAAGUGCAAGUGGCGAGCGACGAGGCCCGAGCGGGGCGCUCCGAGACGCUUGGGAGCGGGACGUGCGGCGAGGAGCACGGCGCGCGCAACACUGCCACUCGCAGCCACUGCGCCGGACGGCCGGCGCUCCCGGUGCGCUGCGCUCCGCUCCGCCCGCGCCCACACGGGUUAAGUAUUGAAAUUAAUGACUAUCCUGCCAGUUCAUUAGUUCCGACAAAACGAAAAGCUGUUUCUAUACCUUACAUCGUUGCAAGACACAUUUUCGCCCAAAGAAAUGGCCCAGUUGCUCUAAGUAUUUCCUCCGCCUUUUUCCUAGUAAUAUCACACGCGCGAGAGAGCAACAAUAUUACAGUGACCUCUCCCCGUUCUUCUGUACCCUUCUACGGUGAAACUGAGGAAGCUCCUGACCACUUGAAUAUCCAUGAGCCAAGACGAGAGUCAUUUGGGAACCAGAGUAAGUAUCAAACGAAAACUAGACAAAAGCUUGAUGAGAAUUUGACGACGGGGUCGAUGGAGAGUUCAAGAUGUGGGCAAAGGAAGCGCCUGCAAGAGAGAGUCGAGGCAGACUCGAGUCGAAAAGCCCAGCAGGGCAGAGAAAAUCUGAGGAGCGGCCAGAAGACUAGGAAGAACGCAAAUCUUAUGACCGUGUGGGAGAGCAAAUAUUAUGACAAAUAA
Molecule: messenger RNA, 789 nt
Organism: Gryllus bimaculatus (two-spotted cricket)
Lineage: Eukaryota; Metazoa; Arthropoda; Insecta; Orthoptera; Gryllidae
Source: the annotation of a GenBank genome assembly